UCACUAUCUCUCCCAAAACCUUCGAUAAUGGUCGGAUCUCUAGGCUUAACGCCGGAAUCCUUAAAGGCAUCUGGCCGGAGCUCCGAGAGUGUCAGCCUUCUUAUCCUUCAAGGUAAAAUCAAACGUGACCCAGACGGUUACGAAACGGAGCUCCAAUUGAUUUACAAACAGUUCAAAACCUCCGUCGAUGUCUUUCAGCAACAAGCAGCUGUCAGUUUCUCCUCCGUUGGCUCUGACCCUUCUGUUGCCAAAGACCUUGGUGACCGUGCCAUGUUUCUAGCUCAUGUUACUCCCUUUUACCCCAAGCAGCUCGCCGCGUUUCCAGCUCAAUUGACUGAUUUACUCCGCACUUCGUCCUUGGCAAUGCCCUCGGGCCUUCGAAACCAUGUUGCACAAGCUCUGAUUCUUCUAAUGAAUCGAAAGAGUCUUGUCAUCGAGGACUUGCUGGCUUUAUUUCUGGAUAUUCAGACUCUUGGUGACAAAAACCUGCGAACUCUUGCCUUUUCUCAUAUUGUUCAAACCAUUCGUAAGAUGAGUGCCACUGAUCCCAAACACAAAUCACUUCAGAAGAUUGUAAUCUCUAUGUUGGAGCUAGAAGAUGAAGCAAAGGCUAAGAGAGCACUUGCUACUCUUUGUGAGCUACACAAGAAAAAGAUCUGGCUUGGUGAUAAAAAUGAAAGAGUUGCAAUUGCAAUCUGUGAAGCCUGCUUUCAUACUUCACCUAGGAUAAUGAUUUCCGCCCUUCGAUUUCUUCUUGACUAUGAGAACAUUGACGAUGAUGAUGAUAGUGAUGCUGAAAGCGAUGAUGACGAGGAGGCAAAGAAAAUAUCUCAGGUUGUGAUUAGUCGACAGGCUAUUUACAAGGCAAACAACAAAGGUACAUCCUCUAGCAAGAAGAAAAAGCAAGCAAAACUGCAGCGUGCAGUGAAAAGUAUUAAAAAAAAGCAGCGUUCGUCGUCUGAGAAUACCACUUCAGCAUUUUCACCUCUUAAUCAUUUAAACGAUGCUCAGAAAUUCGCGGAGAGAUUGUUUUCCCGUCUUCAGACCAUAAAGGGCACUGGUGAACGUGCUGAGACCAGGUUGAUGAUGAUUAAAGUUAUUGCUCGCACAAUUGGUCUUCACAAGUUGCAUUUACUAAGUUUCUAUACUUUUCUUCAAAACUAUGCUAUGCCGCAUGUUAAGGAUAUUACACAAAUACUUGCAGCAGCAGUUCAGUCUUGCCACGAUGGGGUUCCUUCUGAUGCCGUGGAGCCACUGUUCAAGCAAAUAGUGAAUCAGUUUGUACACGACCGCUCACGUCCUGAGGCUAUUGCUGUUGGACUCAAUGUGGUACGAGAAAUGUGCCUUAGAAUUCACGAGUUGAUGAAAGAAGAGUUACUACAAGAUCUUGCUCUUUAUAAAAAGUCCCAUGAAAAAGCCAUCUCAGCAGCAGCUCGUUCCCUCAUAGCAUUGUUCAGAGAGAUCAACCCUUCGCUUCUGGUGAAAAAAGAUCGUGGUCGUCCUGGAGCUACCGUUGCCAAACCUAAACAAUAUGGAGAGGCUCAUGUCUUUAGCAAUGUUCCCAACGUUGAAUUAUUGCAAGAAAGUGAUCGUGAGAGUGGCUCUGAUGGUGAUCAAGAUGAUGAUGACACAGGGUUGCCUAGCUGCGAUGAUGUUGAGCAGGAGCUGAUAACUGAUGAUUGUAGUAGCGAGGAAGAAGCUGAAGACGAUUCUAAUGAUGGUGAUGAUAUGACUAUAGCUGAAGAUGAUAGUGAUAUAGAUACUUCAAUAGGAGGUGGUGAAGACGAAGAGAUGAAUGAUAGUGAUGAAGCUGACACAGAUUCGGAAAAUGAGGUGAUGGAAAGCGAAGAUGACGAUGGAGAAGCUUCUGAUUCUUGUGGAGAAGAUAGUGGAAAUAAAGAGAAAGCAAAGGGGACAAAGAGGAAGAUUGCAGAUUUUGAUGCGAAUCUUCUCUCUGCUGAUACAAGCCUACGAGCACUCAAGAGAUUCGCAGAAGCAAAGACCGAACAGCCAUCUUUUGAUGAAAAUGAUGGCAUACUUUCGAAUGAGGACUUCCGAAAAAUCAAAGAACUUCAGGCAAAGAAGGAAGCAAAAAUUGCAUUGGCUCGAAAAGGUUUCAAGGUUCCGGAUUCGGAUCAGCUAAGUAAGAAGAGAGUCGAUCCAGCCAAGCUUGAAGCUCACAUAAGGCAUAAGCUAACAAAGGAGCAAAGACUAGAACUAGUUAAAGCUGGAAGAGAGGACCGAGGGAAAUACCAAGCCAGGGCUGCCAUCAAACAGAAGAAGACUGGAGGAUCAAGCAAUAAACAGAAGGAGCACAGGAAGAAUAUGCCUCUUGCUGCAAUAAGAUCAAAGGCUGGGAAAUCAAAGCGAACCAAGAAGAUGAAGAAUAGCCUCAGUGGAAGCCAGUUUAGAGGAAGGAAAGCCUGGAAGUGAAAAAUGACCAUAGCUCUUAAUUCUUCUGUCUCAAAACUGAACACAAUUUUGAUUUUGUUUACUUUUUGCAUAAUUAUGUUUUGUCUGUCUACAGUUUUGGUCUUGAGGUCGUUUCCUGUCACCAAACGUGUUAUUUAUAGUGAGAGUAAUAGUUUCAUA
Messenger RNA from Capsella rubella, 2592 nucleotides. RefSeq names its product protein SDA1 homolog. Gene Ontology annotation, cellular component: nucleolus. The coding region runs from base 28 to 2433 and encodes 801 amino acids. The record is from RefSeq and is a predicted model, not a curated record. The transcript is spliced from 14 exons. Gene Ontology annotation, biological process: ribosomal large subunit export from nucleus; ribosomal large subunit biogenesis. Lineage: Eukaryota; Viridiplantae; Streptophyta; Magnoliopsida; Brassicales; Brassicaceae.